AUGUUCGGACUCCGCGCCUGGCCCACACCCAUUGUCAAGCCCCUGUGGCCAUUCAUGAUCGGAUCCGCCCUUACUUUCGCUGGUGUUUGGAAGCUGCAGAACGUUGCUUUGCAAUCGGAGGAGGCCAGGAACGACCCAAAGAACCCGUUCGCCAAAACUGCCAAGUCUGGUGGCCACUAG
This is a messenger RNA of Dioszegia hungarica, 180 nucleotides long. Its product is annotated as ATPase, F0 complex, subunit J. The record is from RefSeq and is a predicted model, not a curated record. Bases 1 to 180 code for a protein of 59 amino acids. Lineage: Eukaryota; Fungi; Basidiomycota; Tremellomycetes; Tremellales; Bulleribasidiaceae. The transcript has 4 exons. Gene Ontology annotation, biological process: proton motive force-driven ATP synthesis. Gene Ontology annotation, molecular function: proton transmembrane transporter activity.